AUGACUUAUUUUCUUCACCACAAGAAACCAACACCAAAGGUUCCUUUUGAUGAGUUACAAUCUAAAGAUAUUCCAGGUGGAGAUGUUUUAAGUCCUCCAAGCCCAACCAAAGCAUUGCCAGGUAAACUGAAAGCAUCUCAGUUGAUCCAAAUCAACACUGCAGCCCUAUUGCCAGGCGCAAAACGGCAAGUGAACAAAGAACAAUCUGAUGUGGAAGCAGAUUUGGCAACAGAUGUAGACAACAAUGACUCAUCAUCGGUUGUAACUGGCUUACCUUCUGUUGUGACCAAUUCGCUCUCUGCCUCCGUCCAUCCUGUCACGAGACAAGAAGAUGACAUGCUUCCCAAGAGCUCUCUAUUGCAGAGUGUCAAUAAAGAGCGAGCCAAAAUCCAAGGAAGGAGACGUCCCUCUUCUCGACGAGCCAGACAGGAAGCUAUUAGAGCUUCUAGUAUUGAAGUGGAUGGUGAAAACACAGUGUAUGCUCCAACUGCUUCUUCAAAUUUGAUGAGCCCGUCCACAGACGAAGAGGACCUUUUCAGUGUCCCAGAUAUCAAAACUGUUUCGCCCACAUCUGACAUAUUCGGCACUCCUACAGUUCUGUCACCUCCCCCUCCAUUAGACGAAGAAGAUGAAGAAAUACCAAACCAAGAUGACAUUUUUGAAUCACAAAAUGCACUUGGUACUGUGAACAAAGAGAAAAAUGAAGUUAGUAUAGAUUCAGAAGUAAAACAACAAAAAGCUGAAGAUCUUUUUGGAGAUGUAGACGAUGACAGUUUGUUUUCAGACAUGAGAGAGGCACCGCCACCACUUGAAGAUGAUGAUGACAAUGACGAAGAAGAUGAUGAUGAAUUGUUUAUGUCUAACAAUCAAAGAAAAUCAUCUUACAAUUCAUUCAAUCAUUCAUUAUUCACUACAUCAGAAAAAAUUGAUAAAGUUUCAAAUAAAAAUGAUCUUUUAACAAAUGUUGUUCCUUCUGUGAAAGAAAAGGGUAAUGUUUCAUUUGAAAAAACAAACAGUUUUAUUGACAGUGAUGAUUCCCUGUUUCUUCCAAAAGUUAAUGCGAAAGCAAUUGGUAGUGACUCUUUGUUUUCCCAAACUGUUCAACAAGGGCGAACUGAAGAUUUUUCAUUUGAUUCAGCCAUUGGAACUGCUUCUAGAGGAGAUCCCCUCUUUCCUACCACGUUAUCAAAUCAAGUGCCUGCUGGUUUGAAAAACUCUGGAAAUAUUUCAUCCAAAGUAAAAAAUGUGUCCUCCCAAGAUAUAAAAUCUACUGAAGAUGAAAAUAAUGAUUUGUUUUUUACUAGUUCUGUUAAAUCAGCUAUGAGACCAGAAGAAAAUUCUUUAUUUAUAGAUUCAAUUGAGGAAGAAGCCUUAUUCAACUCGCACCCAAAAUUUAAGAAAGACAAUAAUAGUACAGAUCUUUUCCGUUCUAAAGAAAACAAGUCGGCUGAUGCAAAUGAUGAAUCUUUGUUCACUUCACCCAAGAGUUCAAAUAAUGGAACUUAUUUGGAACAUGAAAAUACUAAAUCUAUGAAACCAAACAUGAAAGAUGAAAAGCCUUUGAAGAAGGAUAUGCUUUUUGAGGAGGAAGAAGAGUCUUCAGGUAACCUGUUUGGAUCUGGAGUGAACAAGAAAGUAAAAACUAUUACACCAAUGAAAACUUCAUUAUUUGGGGAUGAAGACGAUGAUGAUAUCUUUGGGUCUUUAACUAUAAGUAAAAACACUUCAUCAUCAAAACCUACAUCUACAUUGAAUACUCCUUCAAAUUUAGGAAAUGCACAAAAAGGGACAAAACCGGCAACUUCGAAACCUGUAAAACUGGAGGCAAAACAAGCAUUCUCGGAUCCGUUAUUUUCCAACAAGUGAAGGCCAAUACAGAACUGACAGUGAAGAUGUGGUUUAACCGAUCCCAAGUUUUUUCCUUUAUUGUAUAGUACAUAAUACAUAUCUUUAGAAUCUUAUUUUAUAAUCAUGCCAUUGUGAUAAUCUUAGGCUUGGUUUAUUUUAUAUUUUUAUCAAUAAAUAAUUUUGUUUAUUCCAUUAGAAUGUACAUUUUGAUAUUUUAUUGUUUUAAUUGAUGUGGUCCAAAUUGUUAAAAUUUGUAAUUUUAAAAUUUAGCGUGGAUCAUCUGUAUAGAGUUUGAUUCCAAUGUUUUACUGAAGUAAUGAAAGGAUCAUUUGGUUAUGUACAUUUAAAAGGUUCUCUAAAUAAUAAUGUUCUGUUAAUUAUCUAAAAAUAGUAUAGAUAUUGAAAAUUGGCCACAGCUCGAUUUUAGCAUAAGAAUAAGUGCAUGCGAUUUUAGUUCCAGUGGUGCUUGUAAACUAAUCAGCUUAGCGUUAUGGUGGUUAUAUAAAUACAUAAUACAUCAAUACAUAAUAUUGGAGUUGAGUACAAAUUUUAAUCUUCGAAAUAAUUCAUAAGUAAUGGAUAAGUCUAGAGUGAAUAGCGAGCAAUUCCUGGGUCAAGUAACAUAUAUUAAUACAUAAUACAUCAAUACAUAAUAUUGGAGUUGAGUACAAAUUUUAAUCUUCAAAAUAAUUCACAAGUAAUGGAUAAGUCUAGAGUGAAUAGCGAGCAAUUCCUGGGUCAAGUAACAGAUAUUAAUACAUAAUACAUCAAUACAUAAUAUUGGAGUUGAGUACAAAUUUUAAUCUUCAAAAUAAUUCACAAGUAAUGGAUAAGUCUAGAGUGAAUAGCGAGCAAUUCCUGGGUCAAGUAACAUAUAUUAAUACAUAAUACAUCAAUACAUAAUAUUGGAGUUGAGUACAAAUUUUAAUCUUCAAAAUAAUUCACAAGUAAUGGAGAAGUCUAGAGUGAAUAGCGAGCAAUUCCUGGGUCAAAUAACAGAUAUUAAUACAUAAUACAUCAAUACAUAAUAUUGGAGUUGAGUACAAAUUUUAAUCUUCAAAAUAAUUCACAAGUAAUGGAUAAGUCUAGAGUGAAUAGCGAGCAAUUCCUGGGUCAAGUAACAGAUAUUAAUACAUAAUACAUCAAUACAUAAUAUUGUAGUUGAGUACAAAUUUUAAUCUUCAAAAGAAUUCACAGGCAAUGAAUAAGCCUAGCGAUUUAUUCCAGGAUCAAGUGACAUAUAUUUAAAAGUGCAAUACAUUAGAAACGCUGGUAAUAAUGUGAUUCAAGAAUCAAUAUUAGGUCAUAAUUAUUAGUGUAAUAGUUUAUGGAAAUAUGUAUUUAUCAUAUGUUCAGAAAUGUAGCUUUCAGUUGUUUUCAUGGUUAUAUUUUUUUACUUGUAUAAGGUAAAGGCUUUAUGUAUAUUUUUAAAGGUAUAUUCACAAAUGUUUGCUGUUAAGGAUUACAUUUUUUUAACACCAAGCAACUUGAGUGAAGUUAGAGUUAAUUACUAAGUGAAAGUUUGAGGUUCUUGUUUGUUGUAUGAAAGCUUUUUUACAUUAAAAACCAAAAUUAUUAUUACACUGUAGUAAAAAUAAAAUUUUCCCGUAGUUAUAGGUGUUAAUACUCGUAUAUUGGUGAUGUAUAUUACUAGACAAAUCAACAAUUUAUGUUUGAUUGUAUGGUUAUUAAAACAUAUAUUCUAUAGAAUAUGAGCUGUAGAUUAUUCAAUAUUUACUGGAUGCGUAACAUAUUUUAUGUAAUGUAAUAUAUUUUUCAUUUUCAAGAGACCAUCUCAGGUUCAUCUUUUAUAUAUUUGUUGGAUUAUAUUUUUAAACUGAAUCAGUCACGAUAUCAUAUUUUAUUAGCUAAAUUUUUAACUUAUUGCUUGAAUGUUAUAUUUUAUUUUUAGUUUUUCUUUAUUUCUUACAUGAAUUUUCCCUCUUUUUUGUCAGCCUGAAUUAAAUUUAGUAUUUUAUUUGUUAUAUGAAUAUUUUAUUCGAAUUUAUUACUGAUUACAUCCAGAUGUUUUACUGAGUGUUACGCUUACUGAUUACACCAAAGUGUUUUACUGAGUGUUACGCUUACUGAUUACACCAAAGUGUUUUACUGUGUGUUACGCUUACUGUGUUUUACUGUGUUACUCAUUUUACAAGAACAAGAUGCAGAGACAAACUGUUACUGAUUACAACAAAGUGUUUAACUAUGUGUUACUCAUUUUAAAAGAGCAAGAUGUUACUGAUUACAGCAAGGCAUUUUACUGUGUGUUACCUACUAAUUACAACCAAGUGUUGUACUGAGUGGUACUCAUUUUAAAAGAGCAAGAUGUUACUGAUUACAGCAAGGCAUUUUACUGUGUGUUACCUACUAAUUACAACCAAGUGUUGUACUGAGUGUUACUCAUUUUAAAAGAGCAAGAUGUUACUGAUUACAGCAAGGCAUUUUACUGUGUGUUACCUACUAAUUACAACCAAGUGUUGUACUGAGUGUUACUCAUUUUAAAAGAGCAAGAUGUUACUGAUUACAGCAAGGCAUUUUACUGUGUGUUACCUACUAAUUACAACCAAGUGUUGUACUGAGUGGUACUCAUUUUAAAAGAGCAAGAUGUUACUGAUUACAGCAAGGCAUUUUACUGUGUGUUACCUACUAAUUACAACCAAGUGUUGUACUGAGUGGUACUCAUUUUAAAAGAGCAAGAUGUUACUGAUUACAGCAAGGCAUUUUACUGUGUGUUACCUACUAAUUACAACCAAGUGUUGUACUGAGUGUUACUCAUUUUAAAAGAGCAAGAUGUUACUGAUUACAGCAAGGCAUUUUACUGUGUGUUACCUACUAAUUACAACCAAGUGUUGUACUGAGUGGUACUCAUUUUAAAAGAGCAAGAUGUUACUGAUUACAGCAAGGCAUUUUACUGUGUGUUACCUACUAAUUACAACCAAGUGUUGUACUGAGUGUUACUCAUUUUAAAAGAGCAAGAUGUUACUGAUUACAGCAAGGCAUUUUACUGUGUGUUACCUACUAAUUACAACCAAGUGUUGUACUGAGUGUUACUCAUUUUAAAAGAGCAAGAUGCAGAGAUAACCUGUUACUGAUUAAAGCAAGGUGUUUUACUGUGAGUUAAUCCUCUGUAUAAGGGUAAGAUGUGAUAGUUUGGGAAAGGUCAUGCAGUUAUUAGUUUUGUAGAUUACAGACAUUUUUAUUUUCUUAUGUUUUAAUCAGAAGAAACCUAAAUGAUGCAAUAGGUAAAGAUAUUAUGACCACAGAUCAACAGUGUAAUGUUAUAAUCAGAUGAAAAGUGCAGCUAAAAUUAAAACAUGAUUGUUGUUGCUCACAAACAUUGCGGUUACAUAAUGAUAAUGGAUUUAGUUUGGUGCUCGGUUUUAUAAAAGCGCCAUAAUCUCUCUUAUUUUUCAACAGAUUUUCUUAAAACUGAUAUUGUUGGGUUUGUAAUUAAAUUGUUUAAUUAAAAUGUAAUAAAUGGGAUUUUUGUAUUGUAUGUUAUUUUUAAGAUAUGUACGUUUAAAGAUUGUAGGGAGCUGCCAUUUUAAAAAUAAAGCUUCUAAAAAUUGAUUUUUUUUCUGUACUUAGGCCUUUAGGUUAUAAAUGUAUAUACCAAAUUUCAACUUAUUACAACAAGCUGUUCUCAAAUGAAAUAUUCUUAAGUGAAAAAACAAAAUGGCAGUUAUUCGGGUAAUUAUUCAGUAAUAGUACCGGAAAAUAUUGGCAGAGAGUUCUGGGACACCCUGUAUAUUCAAUAAUAUAAUAUUUGUAUUAAUUUAGUUUUGGACCCCUUACAAAUGUUAUGCUUAACUUUUUUAAUUUAUAUUUAUAAAUUAGUUCAUAGACUAAAUCCCAUCGCAUUUUUCAUGCAUCUCUCAUAUAUUUUCUGAAUUAUAUCGUCCGUGUAAAGCAAUAUAUUCACUUUUGUUUUUCCAAAAAUACAUCCUCCACCCAGUAAAUCCUGCAAAUCGUUAAUAAAUAAUGAAAACAAUACAUAAACCCCAUUUCAGCUUUAAAAACAGGUGACACCUCCCUUUUAACGCCAGACUCUGCGAUGUUUCUUCUGAUUCGUCACAGGCGUGAAAGAUUUUUCGUACUAUCAGUCAUUUAGUAAAUAUUUGCAUCAUUUACAAAAGUAGCUAUGGGAGUAAAAUCAACGGACUGGAUCGUACAUUUGUCACUAACUGAUAACUGCAUGUUAGCCCACUGCCACUCACUGCUCACUACAGGACACUCAUCGAUCAGGUCGAGUCACAAGGCGAGUCAGCUCAGAUUCCACUAAUCAGCUGACUAAUUAACUCCAAGUCUGUGUCCCCUACUUCAAACUUCAAUAAAGGUAUUUAUGGAUCAAUUUCAAUAAAACUGCAAAAUAUUGUAAUUUUUUGCAGCUAAAUCUCACCACGAAAUCAUGCCACAGCACCAGUUGUGCCAACCUAUAUUUUGUAGAUAACCUGUUUUAUAUGUGCUGUAGAUAUCAAUGUUUUAAACAAGUUUAAAAAGUUUGCUAAAAAGCAAACCAUUCUAACGUUUAUAUUAGUACUCAUACUUUAACUAUUUUCGUUUAUAAUUGUUGUUUAGUUUCAUUACAAUAAAGUUUUGUUGAAUCGAAUCAGGAGGUCUAGUGUAAAUUUAAUUAAAUGUAAUGUCUAUUGUUUCCUCCACUUUAAUGUUAGAAAAGCUGAUUUUCCGUAGUUGAAUAGUUAGGUACUAUCUAUAUGUUUUGUAUUUCCCUUGAUUUAACAAGAAUUACAAUAAAACUUGUUUUACAUAAUUUACUUGGGGUGUGCUGUUCUCAGUCAGAUGACAUUUCUAUUUGAGUGAUACCAUAAUAUAAAAAUCAGAUUACUUGUAAUAAGUUAGAUUUAUGAAUCCUCCGACUAAUUACAUAAUAACAUAAUAAAUAGUUUUGAUAAUAAAAUCUUUCUUUUCUAAGUUUUAGGUAUUAAAAAUAAUUUUAACCCUAGUCUUUUUGUUUGUUCGUUCUAAAGAAUGUAUCAUUUUUAUUUUUGAAAGAUAUAUAAAUCAAUUUUCAUUCCAUUAACAAAAUUAAGCGAUCUUGAGAAAAUUCGAAUGGUUUGACUUUUAAGUUACUCGAAGAAAAACAUUUCUAAGUGAAAAAGGCUAAUGGUAUGUCUGAUUUUAAGUGUAUCAGACUUUUAAGUGUAUUAUGAUACAUAAUGUUUCAUAAUAAUUAAAGUUGGUACACUGUAGGAACAUUACGGUUUUUAAAGAAGUGGUUGUAGUUUCCUCUGUGAGUUCUGAAUUGAACAAUUUGUUCAUCUCUCCAAACUGAACAAGAAUGUCCACCACAUCUGUUAAUUUUUGAACAACUGCAGAUAUAAUAUUAAACUUACAGGACAUUACUUGAUAACUAAGACAUAUAUUUUGAGGUAUUAAAUAAGUAGGGAAUUCUCUCAAUAAAAGAGGAACCAAACUCAGAAUUUAUAAUAAAAACAGCUUUACCCUUUUGUUACUUCAUUGGGAGGAGUAUAUAAACUUUCAUUCGUUUUUCAGAAUUCAGAAUGGUCAUAGGUAAAAUUGAACCCGUUAAAUCAAUUUCAUAAUCAAAUAUACGGAAAGAAAUAAAUUAUGAAUGCAAAAUACUCAGUUGUACAAUCACACAUGAUAAAAGUUUUAUUUUAAAUGUGGAAAGAUUCUUUUACUCAUGGAAAAUGUUACAAAAAGUCUCUAAGAUAUCAAGUUUUGACACCUCAGUUGGGGUUUAGGACUUGUUCUAAAACUUGGUUUCCAGAUCUGCCCUGUACCUUUCAAUUACUUGCAACAUUUAUUAUUAAAACACAGUGUACUCUUGUAUAAAUUGAUAUAGUUAAAAUGUGAAUAUGUUUAAAAUUUUGUUCUUUGAAAGAUUAUGACCAAUAAAAAUCAACACCUUUUGUUUGUGAAAAAUUUGAUUUUUUCAUUUCCUUAUAGGGGCUGUGUAAUUUUAAAUUUGAUUUCUGCUGAGGCACUUCUUAUUUAGGGGACAUUGCUAAACAUCUGAGAGUAGACCAAUGCGUAGGUCUAGUUAUUCUAGAAAAUUUCCUCUGGUUUAAUAUUUAUAUCUGAAACCGUUCAAAGAUAACAAAUGGUGGACUUUCUGUAGUCAUCUUGUAAUAGACUAAUGAAAUACUGAGAGUGUGUAUACAAUUAUUUUUAAAACGUCACUCGUCAAGCCUUACUGUUUUGGUGGUAAUAAUGUGUGUAUUAUAUUGUAUAUAUACAAACACUAAGAGCAAUGUCAUUGAAUAACUAUUUGUAAGUAAACAUGUAAAGUUUUGUGUAUAUACCAUAGACAGAUGUGGUGUAUAGUUUGUUAUUGUUGUUAAAGGACCAUUGAUUGUUCGGUGCAGCCUUAUGAGCAAGCUCUAUGUGAUAAAAUGUCAACAACUUGUAGUAACUUUUUUGUUGUAAACUAUUGCUUUAAUUUCAAUUAUUUGAGUAAUUGCUUUAUCAUGUAAGUUAUUUCAUAUAUUAUUAUAUAAAUAUAUACAUCUGUUAUUGGGAAUAAAUAAUUAUUAUCAUUAUUGUUUCUA
This is a messenger RNA of Homalodisca vitripennis (glassy-winged sharpshooter), 8381 nucleotides long. Its product is annotated as WASH complex subunit 2-like. Lineage: Eukaryota; Metazoa; Arthropoda; Insecta; Hemiptera; Cicadellidae. The record is from RefSeq and is a predicted model, not a curated record. The transcript is spliced from 6 exons. The coding region runs from base 1 to 1866 and encodes 621 amino acids.